AUGCAACAACCCCAACGUUUCAUACCGUCUGUAUCUGAUCUAUAUGGGACGGACGAGAUAGAACUGCUGCUGGACGAGAUACGUGAGCUGGAGCUGGAGCCGGUCUGCUGUCAGCUGGACGAUGAGCAGGACUUUGAAAUAGCUGGCAGCAGGGCCGGCGAGCUCUCGCUAUCCCUCGAAUCACCGCUGGGCACAUGCACCUCAUGGGAUUCGCAUGCCAACUACAAGCAACGCAGCGGCGCCACACCGCUGCCAUGGGGCGUUGCCCUACACUGUGAUCCGCAACAUUUGAAAACGCCUACAGGGAUUGUGCGCAUACUAUUGGUGUUAUCCUCGGCCGCUUGCCUGGCCUGCGAAUGUUCAGCGGGCACGGUACAGGUGGGCCUCUUUCUACUGCCACUCAUUGGACGCCUGAGACUGAUGGUCUUCUGUGCGCUCUUCUCGCUACUCAUCACAUGUCUCAUGAUCUUUCUGGAUAUAUCGCAUAUAGCGCUCAUGUUUCCAUUCAAUUGGACUAAAGUGAAUACGUGGAUGUACCUGAGUAUUGGUUUGAUAUUUAUUUUGAGCUCCACAUUGCUUGUCCACAUGGUCCUCUGUGCCACGGAAUACACAUGGGUAUCAAAGCACUCCAAGGACACACUAUUAGCCACAGGCAUUAUUGGAUAUGUGUGCGCCUUGGAGGCAUUUCUUUUAUCGGGCAUCGCAUCCUGGCCAUGGACUCAGUAUCGUCAGGUGCCCGACGAUGCCAGCGAAUUGUUUAUCGAGGAUCGCGAAAUGACACCGAUGAGUCCCAUUAUUUGUAGCACCGAGCUGCAUGCGACGCCAUAUCAUAAUGGCAAUGCAGCCAGCGGUGGGGAACUAUAUAACCAACAACAACAAUCGUCCUAUAAUCAAAAGCCUUAUAUACCUGCCAAACGACCCGAUGUGCUCAACAAUCAGCGUCCAGCAUUGGGUCACACACAAACCGCACGGACAAAACCCAAUCAGCGUUAUCGUGAGGGCUACCACUAUCACACAUCCCGCCAGAGUCCCACAUUCGUGUUAGGCGAUGAUCAGGGUGCCGGUCCAUCCACGUCCCGUUCCAAUGAUAAUUCUAGUGCGUGAUAGUUUUUAAAUUCCUCAAGAAGAAACCCCCAAAACAGCAGAGAAGAGAAGACAAAAAGCAGACGAUGAUGCAGAAGGAGGACAGCCCCAAGUAAAAUAAUGAAUUGUAAUUGUUUUUCUCAGCUAUAAACUGGAAAUAACAGCAAAAUUUGAAGCAUGUUGAAGCAUUUUGGUCAAUGUAAGAAGUGAAAAAAAAAACAAAACAAAAUUGUUAAUUAGUUAAAA
Messenger RNA from Drosophila guanche, 1329 nucleotides. RefSeq lists its product as uncharacterized. The transcript has 5 exons. The coding region runs from base 1 to 1104 and encodes 367 amino acids. The record is from RefSeq and is a predicted model, not a curated record. Lineage: Eukaryota; Metazoa; Arthropoda; Insecta; Diptera; Drosophilidae.